AUGGGUUCGCUUGACUCGAACAAAAAUCCCCUGACCUUUUUGGCACAGCAGCUCUGCCUGUCGCCCACCCUACAGAUUAACGAGCUUGUCCAUAAGAAACAAGCGGAAGGCCAUCGAGUUGUUCACCUGGGCUUUGGAGAGGCAACAUUUCCCAUUGCCGAGCAUGUCCUCAAAGCACACCGGGAGGCUAGCGAGGAGACGAGCUACCAGCCUGUCGCCGGCUUAAUGAAGCUCAGAGAGUCUAUUGCCCGCCACCAAGCGCGACGCCUUGGUGUCGCUAUCCGGCCAGAUCAGGUCGUGGUGGCCCCGGGUUCGAAACCACUGUUGUUCGCAUUAUUCGACAUCCUUCACGGAGACGUCCUUCUUCCUCGACCGUCCUGGGUAAGCUACGAACCGCAAGUUAUGCACGCCGGGAAGAAGCUGUUUUGGGUCGAAACAGACGAACAAGACCGACAUGCCAUCUCGUUUCCUGCGUUGCAGUCGGCAUUCGAUAGAGCGGUUCAUGCCGGCGCCAAUCCACGAGUCAUGCUCAUAAAUAGCCCCUCAAACCCUACUGGGCAGGCUUUCACCAAAGACAACCUAGAGUUGAUGGCGGAUUUUUGUGAGAACCACGGCAUAACACUGAUCAGUGACGACAUCUACGCCGACAUCUGUUUCAACAGCGAGUACUCUGCUAGUGCAUGUUCAGGUGCCGCCUUCAACGAAGGAAGAAAGAUAUUGACAGGAGGACUGUCGAAGACAUACUCCGCUGGGGGAUGGAGAAUAGGCUUUGCAAUCUUCCCCGACAAUGAAUUCGGCGCCACCGUCCAGCAAAGCAUCCUUGCGUAUGCGUCCGAAUGUUGGUCUGCAGCAUCCGCGCCGGCGCAGGAGGCCGCAGCCGUCGCCUUUUCGACAUCACCGGAAAUGGAUCUCUACCGCAAACAAGUCGUGGAGCUGCAUCGGCGUUGUACAACAACACUGUUUCAUGCCCUGCGGGAAUCCGGCCUUGCAAUUGCCGAGCCGAAGGGAAGCUUCUAUCUAUAUCCGUCAUUCCAUCCCUACACGGCCCAGCUAGAGCAAUUGGGCGUGAAAACAAGUCUUGACCUGUCUCGCUGGUUGAUCCAAGAGUUCGGCAUCGCGACUUUGCCAGGCUCUGCUUUUGGAGAGGAUGAUCGCGGGCUAUCUGGAGGACGCUAUCGCCUGAGAAUGGCAACAAGUUACUUGUAUUUCCAGAGCAAAGAGGACCGGUACGCGAAUGGAUAUGGACUGCUUAACAAGGCUUUGGACCCCGAGUCUCGCAUCGAGUUGCCGCUCUUGGACGAUGCCAUAUCAAUGAUCCAGGCGGCCGUUGCGAAGCUGAAAGCCAUCCCGGUAUAACCCCGCUGAAACCAGGAAGCCGAUAG
Exophiala oligosperma is the source of this 1382-nucleotide messenger RNA. RefSeq lists its product as uncharacterized. The record is from RefSeq and is a predicted model, not a curated record. The coding region runs from base 1 to 1356 and encodes 451 amino acids. Lineage: Eukaryota; Fungi; Ascomycota; Eurotiomycetes; Chaetothyriales; Herpotrichiellaceae. Gene Ontology annotation, biological process: biosynthetic process. The transcript is spliced from 4 exons. Gene Ontology annotation, molecular function: pyridoxal phosphate binding; catalytic activity.